GACUUUCCGCACCUUUUGGGGGACUUUCCGCACCCGACGCCUUCCCUGAGACCCGACCCGCACCCCUUCCUGGCGAGAGGGAACACAGGAGGACACCAUCUCUUGAAGGCACCGGAUACCCGCGAGUUGGUUCUCCUCGCACGUUUCAUUUCACGCUCUACUCCGUACGUAUCCAUACGUUUGAAUCAUCAUCAUGACCACUGCCGAGUCCUUCUGCCAUACAAGCCAGGAAGUUUGCGGGGAUGGCCUUCCGGACAUCUUCGACCUUCAAGAAACUGCCGUGCUUACCUUGGCAUUCAUUCUCGGCUGGUUUUUAUUUCGACUGAUCUUUCAGCUGCUACCGGCACUCAGCAGGGCAGCAAAGCUGAAGGGCACCGAUGGAAUGGGCCGCUGUGAGACGCGGCCUCUAACUGGCGCUGAGCCGGAGGUCACCUCAACCAAAGCCUGUGAGGAGACCAAGGGUGAUGUGCUUCCUAGGCUUCUGGCACCGCGGCAAGGCAACGCUGCUGUGCUGGACCAAACCUCUGCACGCCAAAUUCAUUCCUCGUACGAGGAGUGCAAGGUCUUAAUCGAGAGCAGCUCUGAUCCCCUGCCUGGACAAGAGUCCCAUCUGGCCCUGGCACGAGACAGAGCACGUCACCAGGACAUCCUGGGCUCCGCCAAUUGCAUCGAGGCGGUGCGACGUGCUGGUGGCAGAGUUGACCAGAGGACACUGCGCUUCUUUGUGACGGCCUGUGCCAAAGGCGGUAUGAUGGACAAGGCAAUCGCUUGCUUCCAGAGCGCGCUCCUUGAAGGCUUGGCGCCCGACUUCCAAAGCUACUCUGCGCUGGUACGCGGCUUGUGCGCGGCCGGGCAGCUGGACCAGGCCACCUACUUUUUCUACAUGAUGCUGGAGAAGGGCCAUCGUCCAGAUGGGCUGCUUGCAGACGCUCUCCUGGAAUGCUGCGUCAGCCAGUCACAUUUGCCGCUGGUGGAGAAGGUGAUCGCAGUGAUGGAGGAUUUUGAGCUUCGGCCUUCCAACUCGACACUGGCGGCUCAUAUCAGGCUCUGCUUUGCAAGGGGCGAGCUACACCAAGCUCUUCAGAUGUUCAAGGAGAUGCCGAAGCAGUUCGGCUUCACGCCGAAUGCCUACGUGCAUGGAGUCUUGAUCUCCAUGUGCUACAGCUUCGGCCAGUGCGACUCUGCUCUGCAGGUUCACCAAAGCAUGCUGUCCUGCGGCUGCCGCCCGGAUAGCCGCACCUACGAAUGUUUAAUCAGAUGCUGCUUCGCAGUUGGGCAUCUCAGCCAGGCUGUUGCCCUCGUGGACGAAGCUCUCGCUCUGCGGGGAGGUGCUGUGCCAGCGCGCCGCACCUUCAUCGAUGCCCGUGCAGUGGAGGACCUUUUGGCCACCCUCUGCCGUCGCGGGGAGGCGCUGCGUUUGGGCCUGCCGCUGGUGAAGCGCUUGCAGGCGCCAGCCGGCGGCUGGGUUGAGCAUGAGCGCAGCUUCGCCUAG
Molecule: messenger RNA, 1492 nt
Organism: Effrenium voratum
Lineage: Eukaryota; Dinophyceae; Suessiales; Symbiodiniaceae
Source: the annotation of a GenBank genome assembly